This is a messenger RNA of Otolemur garnettii (small-eared galago), 749 nucleotides long. RefSeq names its product CDC28 protein kinase regulatory subunit 1B (gene CKS1B). The record is from RefSeq and is a predicted model, not a curated record. Gene Ontology annotation, biological process: regulation of mitotic cell cycle. The transcript has 3 exons. Bases 74 to 310 code for a protein of 78 amino acids. Lineage: Eukaryota; Metazoa; Chordata; Mammalia; Primates; Galagidae. Gene Ontology annotation, molecular function: ubiquitin binding; histone binding; cyclin-dependent protein serine/threonine kinase activator activity. Gene Ontology annotation, cellular component: cyclin-dependent protein kinase holoenzyme complex; SCF ubiquitin ligase complex.
CCGGAGAGGUGGGGUUGCGUACUGCGGAGAUCUGUGAGGUUGGCCGUGCGGGGUUGAAGCAAGCGGAGCGAUCAUGUCGCACAAACAAAUUUACUAUUCGGACAAAUAUGACGACGAGGAGUUCGAGUACCGGCAUGUCAUGUUGCCCAAGGAUAUAGCCAAGCUGGUCCCUAAAACACAUUUGAUGUCUGAAUCUGAGUGGAGGAAUCUUGGUGUUCAGCAGAGUCAGGGAUGGGUCCAUUAUAUGAUCCAUGAACCAGAACCUCACAUCUUGCUGUUCCGGCGCCCACUACCCAAGAAGCCAAAGUAAUGAAGCUGCCAAGCCACUUUUCAGCCUGAAGCUUUAAACAGCUGUCCUUUCUAACAUCUUUCUGAUAACAUUAUUACAUUGCCUUCUUGUUUCUCACUUUCUUCAAUACACUGUUUGAAUGUGCUGGUUACUGCUUUACUUCCUGAGUAGAGCCAGUUACCACAGCCCAGCCAGAUGGGGGCCACAGCCUCAGGGGAGUGUGGCCCCAGAGCCACCUUAUGCUCUGUGUCCAGAAUGCACUUGGAGAUAGAGGGAAUAUCUGAGAAUAAGACCAUGGCUGUUACAGGGAUUGUGUGAAUUUGAUGUUUUGUGUUUUCCUGCUGGGUGUUUUAUAUGUGGUGACUUGCCGAUUUGUUUCAAUGUAUUGGAAACUUUCCAUUUUAUUCAAAAAAAUCUGUUUCAUGUUUAAAAGUCUUGAUUAAAGAAGUUUUUAUAAUCU